AAAGGCUUCAUUUAUUUAUUUUUCUUUGGUGGGACUUUUAAGGCUAGAGUCCUAGUUAAGUAGAGUUGCUUACUUCAGAAGAUUUUGGUUAUUUUUAGAAAUGAAUGAGAAAACCUAUGAUAUCUUUUUGGUGUUAAAUGCCUACUAAUCUUAGUAAAUUCUCAUAAAAAAAUAUGCUUCAAUUCCCAAAGGCUCUGUUACCAAUAGAUCUUCUAUUUUAACAAGAAACUUCCCUUUUUGUAUUCUUAUGUUUAAAUUACUCCCAAAAAGAUCUUGUUGCUUCAUCCAAGGGUCAUACAUGAGGUAGUUCUAAAUUCAUGGCAAAGAAGAAGAGCUGGUUCAACUUGCUCAAGACAUUUUUCGUUUCAGGAUCAGAAUCAAGAUUAGACAAGGGGAAAAGGAAAGGAUGGGUAUUUACAAGGCUAAAGAUCAGAAGGUUGGUGGCGACCUCCGCGUUGUCACCACCAAGGGAAAGGAGACACCAGAAAGCAGAAGAGAAGCAUAACAAGCAUGCUAUAAAGGUAGAUGUUGAAACAAUUAAUGAAUCGAAUGCAGAUGCUGAAACUCCAAUAGUUGAAGCUGAAAUCGCUACCUUUAAAGAAGGCACUGAGUCUAUCUGCCACAGGCCGAAAAAUGAAACUCUUGUAUUGUCAAAAAUGACUAUUCAUGGCCAAGAAACAAAGUACUUUUACCUCUAUGAGAGAAGGAUUGAAAAUCUUGCUGCCAUCAAAAUUCAGACAGCAUUUCGCAGCUAUCUUGCAAGGAAAGCUUUGAGAGCACUAAAGGGACUAGUGAGGCUUCAAGCUAUUGUUCGUGGUAGGGCUGUUCGACGUCAGGCUAUUGCUACACUUAGGUCCUUGCAGUCAAUUGUAAACAUUCAAUCGGAAGUAUGUGCAAAGAGAUGUGAUAAUCAGGUGAAAACUACAGUACAUUGUCAAGAAAAUACGUUGCUGGAUCUCGGAGAGAAAGAUAUCAAGAUUGAUCUGAACAGCCAGAAAAGGUGGGACAAUCGGUAUUUAUCUAAGGAAGAAGCAAACAAGAUGUUCUCAAGCAAAAGGGAGGCUGCGAUCAAGAGAGAACGUAUAAGAGAAUACUGGUUAAGCCAUCGAAGGUCAACAGAAUCAGACGUAAAUGGAAGAAGGCGAUACUGGUUAGAACAAUGGGUAGAUGCUCAGCUGGCUAAAAGAGAUGACCUUAAGAACGUGGACACGCUUUUCUCCGCAAGAAACAGAGAAGAAUUCGAGAGAAAAGAAAUGAAACCAAAGUCUUCUCUAAGACAAUACCAUACAGAUCAAGAAUUGGUUUCACCAGUAUAUGUUCCAAGAAGAUCAUUUCACCACAGAAGACAGAAAUCAAGUGGGGAUCAUGACAAUACUUUCAUGGGCUCUCCUUCGAUUCCAACUUACAUGGCAGCCACGGAAUCUGCAAAAGCAAAAGCAAGGUCAAUGAGUUCACCAAGGCUAAGACCAAUCAAUACUGAUGUCUACUCUGAGAUAAAUUCUCCCCUACAAGUACAAACUAUCUCCCCAUAUCUUCUAUCAACAGCGAUGCCACGGUCACAAGUAGGAUUGGAAGUGUUCCUGGCUUCUCACAAAGAUCACCAUGCUUAAAAGCAACACCUGGUCCCAUAAAAUCAACCAGGACCAUUAAGGACCUUAGCUUUGGAUCAGAUGGGCAUUUGCAAAUUGGGAUCGCAUCGGUGCCUGCAGGUGAUCGAUUGACUAAAAUGGAAAAUAUAGAUUGUAAUGUAAUAGUUGGAAUGGUUUCAUAAUAUUAUAUCUACUCUAAUGAUUUGUGUGAGUUUCCAUCAGUUUCGUCUGAAUAAAUCUCUUA
This is a messenger RNA of Solanum tuberosum (potato), 1833 nucleotides long. RefSeq names its product protein IQ-DOMAIN 14. The record is from RefSeq and is a predicted model, not a curated record. NCBI's taxonomy places the organism in Eukaryota, Viridiplantae, Streptophyta, Magnoliopsida, Solanales, Solanaceae. The transcript has 5 exons. Gene Ontology annotation, molecular function: protein binding. Bases 318 to 1610 code for a protein of 430 amino acids.